AAGGUCGCUCCCCCAGCAUCCUCCGUGCUGGAUACUCAGCCAUCUUGGAUCCGCGGGACAAGAAAAUUCAUGCGGAAGUGUUCUUCAGUCAAAGUUUGCUUUCCUCAGCAGAGACAAAAAUUUAAUGGGCAAAAGUACAGUGUUUAGGUGACAAACAGCAUGUUUGGUGCUUCAAGAAAGAAGUUUGUAGAGGGGGUCGACAGUGACUACCACGAUGAAAACAUGUACUACAGCCAGUCUUCAAUGUUCCCACAUCGGUCGGAAAAAGAUUUUGCAGAGAGGGAGGAAGUAAAAUGCAUCUCUGAGUCACAUUUUAAGAAAUUACAGAUGCUGGCAUCACCAUCUACAUCAGGUCAGCUGUCUCAGUUUGGGGCAAGUUUAUACGGGCAACAAAGUGCACUAGGCCUUCCAAUGAGGGGAAUGAGCAACAAUACCCCUCAGUUAAAUCGCAGCUUAUCACAAGGCACUCAGUUACCGAGCCACGUAACGCCAACAACAGGGGUACCAACAAUGUCACUUCAUACGCCUCCAUCUCCGAGCAGGGGUAUAUUGCCUAUGAAUCCUAGGAAUAUGAUGAACCACUCCCAGGUUGGUCAGGGCAUUGGAAUUCCCAGCAGGACAAACAGCAUGAGCAGUUCAGGGUUAGGCAGCCCCAACAGAAGCUCACCUAGCAUAAUAUGUAUGCCAAAGCAGCAACCCUCUCGACAACCUUUUACUGUGAACAGUAUGUCUGGAUUUGGAAUGAACAGGAAUCAGGCAUUUGGAAUGAAUAACUCCUUAUCAAGUAACAUUUUUAAUGGAACAGAUGGAAGUGAAAAUGUGACAGGAUUGGACCUUUCAGAUUUUCCAGCACUAGCAGACAGAAAUAGAAGGGAAGGAAGUGGCAACCCAACUCCAUUAAUAAACCCAUUAGCUGGAAGGGCUCCGUAUGUCGGAAUGGUAACAAAACCAGCAAGUGAGCAAUCCCAGGACUUCUCAAUACACAAUGAAGAUUUUCCAGCAUUACCAGGCUCCAGUUACAAAGAUCCAACAUCAAGUAAUGAUGACAGUAAAUCUAAUUUGAGUACAUCAGGCAAAACAUCUUCUAGUGCAGACGGACCCAAAUUCCCUGGAGAUAAAAGUUCAACAACGCAAAACAACAACCAGCAGAAAAAAGGGAUCCAGGUGCUACCUGAUGGUCGGGUUACCAACAUUCCUCAAGGGAUGGUGACGGACCAGUUUGGGAUGAUUGGCUUGUUAACAUUCAUCAGGGCAGCAGAGACGGACCCGGGAAUGGUACAUCUUGCAUUAGGAAGUGACUUAACAACACUAGGUCUCAAUCUCAACUCUCCUGAAAAUCUCUACCCCAAAUUUGCAUCACCUUGGGCAUCUUCGCCUUGUCGACCUCAAGACAUAGACUUCCAUGUUCCAUCUGAAUACUUAACGAACAUUCACAUUAGGGAUAAGCUGGCUGCAAUAAAACUUGGCCGAUAUGGAGAAGAUCUACUGUUUUAUCUCUAUUACAUGAAUGGAGGAGAUGUAUUACAGCUAUUAGCAGCAGUAGAGCUAUUUAACCGCGAUUGGAGAUACCACAAAGAAGAACGAGUAUGGAUCACCAGGGCACCAGGCAUGGAGCCAACAAUGAAAACCAAUACAUAUGAGAGGGGAACAUAUUACUUCUUUGACUGUCUUAACUGGAGGAAAGUAGCUAAGGAGUUCCAUCUGGAAUAUGACAAAUUAGAAGAAAGGCCUCAUCUGCCAUCAACCUUCAACUACAACCCUGCUCAGCAAGCCUUCUAAAGACUUCCCUUUUCUUGGGGUAUGGCUGUCUCAGCACAAUACUCAAAAUAACUGCAGAACUGAUGUGGCUCAGGCAUCCUGGUUUUAAUUCCUUGAGGAUCUGGCAAUUGGCUCAUGCAAAGGGUCACCAUUUGAGGUCCUGCCUUACUAAUUAUGUGCUGCCCAACAACUAAAUUUGUAAUUUGUUUUUCUUUAGUUUGAGCAGGGUCUGAAUUUGUUUUUGUAUUAUUUUAUUUUUUGCCAGCAGACAAGCUUGGGUCUAAAGACAAGCGAAUACACUGUCAAAAGUUUACCACUUAGUUUCCAAAAUGUAAAAAAAAAAAAAAGAAAAGCAAAAAGACAAAAUUAGACAAUUUGCAUUGUUCAUUGUAGCACUAUUGGUAAUAAAAAAUGUUUGUGCAUUUUUAUGUGAAGAUCCUUCUCGUAUUUCAUUUGGAAAGAUGAGCAAGGUCUGCUUCCUUCAUUUUACUUCCCCUUAUGUUUUUGAAAGGCAGUUUUCGCCAAGCUUAAUGCAAGAAUAUCUGACUGUUUAGAAGAAAGAUAUUGCCACAACCUCUGGUUAGUUUCCAGGGUUGUGUAUUACUGAGCUUCAUCUUUCCAGAAUGAGCAAAACACUGUCCAGUCUUUGUUACAAUUUUGUAAUAAAUGUGUACAUUUUUUUUAAAUUUUUGGACAUCACAUGAAUAAAGGUAUGUAUGUACGAAUGUGUAUAUAUUAUAUAUAUGACAUCUAUUUUGGAAAAUGUUUGCCCUGCUGUACCUCAUUUUUAGGAGGUGUGCAUGGAUGCAAUAUAUGAAAACGGGACAUUCUGGAACUGCUGGUCAGGGGACUGCUUUGUCGCCCUGUGCACUAAAGGGCCAGAUUUUCAGCAGCCAAGGACAUCCAUACCCAAGUGAAUGUGAUGGGACUUAAAGAAGUGAACUGAGACAAUUCACUCUGGCUGUUUGAACAGCAGCGUUUCAUAGGAAGAGAAAAAAAAAAUCAAUCUUGUAUUUUCUGACCACAUAAAGGCUUCUUCUCUUUGUAAUAAAGUAGAAAAGCUCUCCUCA
Molecule: messenger RNA, 2828 nt
Organism: Chelonia mydas (Green sea turtle)
Lineage: Eukaryota; Metazoa; Chordata; Testudines; Cheloniidae
Gene: CNOT2
Product: CCR4-NOT transcription complex subunit 2
Exons: 17
Coding region: 160-1779 (539 amino acids)
Biological process (GO): nuclear-transcribed mRNA poly(A) tail shortening; regulation of stem cell population maintenance; regulation of DNA-templated transcription
Cellular component (GO): CCR4-NOT core complex; P-body
Source: RefSeq, a predicted model, not a curated record